GAUUUCUAGUAAUAAUGUUGCAAUUCCACUUUUUAAGGGGUCCUGACUGAUGAAUAUUAUUUAGAAAUGUGGGACAUUUCCAUAGCCCAUCAGAUCAAGGGCUUUUGAGCAUUUUAGUGGUGGCUGUAUCCCAGUGCCUAGGACAGUGCCUGAUAUGCUGUAGGCGUUCAGUGGGUGUGGAUUGAAUGAAUGAGUACACAUGUGUGCCAUGGUACUCUCUCCAGAGAACUGCAGGCACCGAACUGUCUUGUUAGGAGGGUUCAGAUCAGAGUUACCCAUGUGGGCUGGAAGGAGAGGGGCUGAGGAUGCCCUUUCCCUCCAGUUUGAUUCCCAGCGUUUAAUGUACCGCACACGUUUUGUGAUGGUGGGUGGUGCCAGGAACAGGAAAUGGAGGGGGGAGGGUACUGAAAGCAGCCUCAUGACUCUUCCCUGGGCAGCUGUGCCUUGGCGUUCAGCCCAGCCUGUUUGUGAGGGUGUUGCAAGGCAUGGGACAAACUGUCUGGUUGUGUCUUGAGAGUACAUAUUUGCUGAAGAGUGUUUCGCAGUCCCCAGACACCUGCAGCAGAAGCCAUUUUUCUCCACACUUCAUCCCUCUUCUCUUCUCCUUAGCAGUGAGGCUGCGAUCUGUUCUUUUCACGAGUCUCCAGGAAAUGGCUCAGCUGGCUUGGCACGUUUCAUUUCCUUGUCAGGAAAGUCGAUGUGACCUUGACUGUCAGUGAGGGACCUGCAGCCAGCACAUUGUGUGUCUGACUGAAUUCACUAAUGAUUGAGAAGUACUUUUGGGAACUCACAGUGACACAACUGUUGUGUACUGCUAAUAUUGUCCUGGGCGGGGGUUAUAGAUACUAAUUUGCAGGAUUCAUUUCUGACUUACGUGGGUCAUGCCCAGCACAGUGCUACUCCCAUGGAAGCCUUUGAUAAAUAUUACUGAAGGAAAAGUGUUGCAGAAAGAUGAGCUGUAUUUGCUCUGAGUCAUGGAAAAUAUAAUGAAUUUGCAGCCUAAGAAGUUAUUAGAAAGUAACUUUGGAUUUAAUAAAGUUCCUUUCAAGAUCAUUUUCCCCAAGAGUCAUUUUUGCACAUACAAAUCCAAACAUGGGCCUUUUGUCCUUUGCCAGCAUCAUCUUUAGUAGAGGAUUCAGGCCUGGGGAGAGCUGCUGUGACCUGCUGUGAAGGGAGGGUGGCCAGAGGAGAGAGUUGGCACACAGGGCUGACUAGGAAAAGUCAGAUCAGGACGCCCAGGACCUUUGCUCCUUGUGCAAAGACUUAUUGGAAAGAACCGUUUUCUCCAUAAACUGAACUUAGAGAAGAAAGCACAGCAAAAGUAAGGUGGUGAACUUUUCAGAAGCAAAAGUUAGUUUAAAUAUAGAUGAUCUGCUUUACUGGCAGCUUGGAGGCUGUGGUGGGACUUCUUGUACCUUUUGUAAGACAAGUGUGGAAAGAUGUUGGCACCUGUACAUGCACAGUUUGUUUAUGAAAUAUAAACUCUCCUGUAGAAGCGAGGGCUCGAGAGGUCAGUGUUCAAGGUAGCAUGUCCUACCUUAGCUGGGGAAAAGGUGCCUUUCCAAGUUCUCUCUGUGAAUGGCCUCAAUCCCUAGCAAAAGUUGGGGGAGCCAGGCUUAAUUAUUAUUUACUCAGCACCGACUCUUGCAGGGGUGGGGGCACUGCCUCCGGGCUCAAGGAGGUGGAAAAAUUUCUGAGAAGCUGACAGUCACUGGACCUGAUUUUCUUUCCCAAGGAAGAGAAACAAUACCUUGGGAGCUAUAGAGUCCAGUCCUUAUUCAGAGAAACAGUAGCCCUUUUCGGCUUUAGAGACUUGAUUUAUGUACAGCCCAGCUUGGUUAGAGCUGAGGGGAGCUAAUGGGAGCAGGCAGCUCCGCUCCCCACCCUGUCCUUCCCCCAUUGCAGCCUGGAGCGCUAGGUGGGUCCAGGGCUGGGCACCGGGGCUGUGCGGCCCAGACUCCUCAGUAUUCCACAGCAGCUGUCUGAAGUUUUUUGUGCUGUGCCUGAGCUGAUGUCAUUUCCCCUUUGGCAGACAACUUCGGCUUUGCGGCGUCUGAGAUAUGUCACCAGAAGGUGGGGUGGGUCGGAGCCAGGCAGUGGGGAGUAGUGAGGAGAGCAGGAGGGCAAGUGCCUGCUUGGUCCCAGGACUCCUUUUACUUUAUUUUCCUUGCAAAGGAAGACCGGUUAACUGGUAUGGUGAACACGCCAACCGGCCAGGGGGAAUGCUUCUUAGAAGACCUUAACUUUUUAAAGCCCUUUGUUCCAAACUUAGUGUGGACGAUGCUCUUGCAGGAUGCCUUUCCUUUUGGGUCUUAGACAGGAUAAGGAAACCUGCGUGGGCACCAACAAUCAAAGCUACAUAUGUGACACGGGACACUGCUGUGGACAGUCUCAGUGCUGCAACUACUACUAUGAACUCUGGUGGUUCUGGCUGGUGUGGACCAUCAUCAUCAUCCUGAGCUGCUGCUGCGUCUGCCACCACCGCCGAGCCAAGCACCGCCUUCAGGCCCAGCAGCGGCAACAUGAAAUCAACCUGAUCGCCUACCGGGAAGCCCACAGUUACUCAGCGCUGCCAUUUUAUUUCAGGUUUUUGCCAAACUAUUUACUACCUCCUUAUGAGGAAGUGGUGAACCGACCUCCAACUCCUCCCCCACCAUACAGUGCCUUCCAGCUACAGCAGCAGCAGCUGCCUCCACAGUGUGGUCCUGCAGGCAGCAGCCCCCCAGGUGCCGAUCCCACCAGGGGCCCCCAGGGUGUGCAGAGCAGCCCCUUGUCUGGGCCCAGCAGAAGCAGCACGAGACCCCCAAGCGUCAUCGUUGACCCUGAGCCCUCUGACGUGCCAGCUGACCGAGCAGCCACCAAAGCCCCUGGAAUGGAGCCCAGCAGCUCCAUGGCUGGCCUGGGGGAGCUGGACCCAGUGUCCUUUCUGGACAAGGAUUCCGAAUGUAAGGAGGAGCUGCUGAAAGAGUACAGCUCUGAGCCUGGCAGCGCCCUACCUGACAGCAAAGAUAAGACGCCUGGCAGACAUCGCCGCUUCACAGGGGACUCGGGCAUUGAGGUAUGUGUGUGCAACCGGGGUCACCAUGACGACGACCUCAAAGAGUUCAGCACGCUCAUCGACGAUGCUCUGGAUGGGCCCCUGGACUUCUGCGACAGCUGCCAUGUGCGGCCCCCUGGCGAUGAGGAGGAAGGGCUCUGCCAGCCCUGCGAGGAGCAGGCCCAAGAGCCCGGGCACCCCUACCCACCACGACCACCUGCCUGCCUGCUGCUGAACACCAUCAAUGAGCAGGACUCCCCAAACUCCCAGAGCAGCAGCUCUCCCAGCUAGAGCAGGCCCUGCCUGCACCCAAGAACUUGGCAAAGCAACCAGGGUAGGGGAGAACCACGAAAGAAGCAUUAAACAACUUUCAGAGAAAGUGGUACAGCCACUUCAUUCUUUUCUUUUCCCCCUCCUGUAUUUUCCUACAUCUCCAGGUACAGUUUGGGGUGUGGAUGCCUCUCCCCCUACAAAAGCACAGUGUUGUGGGCGGGGCUGAGAAGUUGGUUCUGUGACUCAUUCCUCACCCCCCACCCCCAUCCCUUUUUUCUCCUCUUCAUGUCAUAUCUCAGCUACCUGCUUAGGACAGAAAUGUGUGUUUUAAAAGCCCCCAAGGAAGGGGCUGGGACUGUGUCCUGCAAUGAUUCUUGGUGAUGGAGUGGAUUUUUCUCUGAUUUUAGUUGAAGAGAGCCAUGCUGUGUCUCGGUCCAGGCAGGACUACAGUUCUCAGCCCUGGGUGAAGAAGGAAGCCACAGAGACCCAGGGAUUAUCAUCCUUGCCAGUGUCUACAGAGCUGGAACUGAAUUAAUCCUCUGGGAGGUUGAGAGCUGAUGGGCAGUUGUGUGGUAGGUUUGAGGAGGCUUGUUGAUCUUCCAGAUUCCAGGUGACAAAAUCAAUGCACCACUGUGCAUCCUGGAAGGGCCUCCUCCCAGCAGGCUCCGGCUGACUGCAGACUGGUUCUGGUGAGGAGGAUUAUAUACUGCCUUCUCUUUCUUCCUUUAAAAACAAACAACAAAGGAAAACUAAAAACAAGAACCUUGCCAGUGGGCAGGCAAGAAUUCUGUUCUGGAAAAGGGGAGAUUGAGGCUCUCUCCCAAGUAGGCCUUCAAAGAGACUGGCUGCGGUUGAGCCUGAGAUGUUUUGUGUGAUGGCUUAGAUGGGGACUAUCUUUGGAACUUUUGCGGGUGAGCAGGAUGCCCUGAAGUGUGGGGGGUGGGUGGAGGAGCAGCUUCUGCAUCUCCUCCCUUUUGUCUGGGCGCAAAGGUGCCCAGUGCCCUCCCUGGUCCCAAGCACACGGCCUUCCGGCCUUCAUGCGUCACUGUUUUAUAUGAACAAACCGAGGGAGGAGACUGGGGGUCCUGAGAGAGGGCAGCCCCAUAGCCUGUCUCUCACACAGUAUUUUCUCUUUGAUUCUAAAUUAGUUUUAUUGUUUGUUUGUUUUUUUAACUGACCACUUGGAAGAAAUACCUUGGUUAUCUGUGGUUUUCAUGCCCUUUCCCUGUCCUCCCCCCUCCCUUUUUUAAAUGGGGUAAAUCAUUUUCCUGUAGGCUAUGUAGAGUCUAAGUGGCCGUGGUGGGGGUGAAGGCAGCCGCACAGGAUCCUUAUCUCCAUGAUUUGGCUUCCGAUAACCAGUUGAGCUUUGAUAGGAAUAAUCUGAAUGGAGAAAGCAAAUGGCUGAAACUAACAUUCCCUGUCCAAGCCCUGUCGAUAUGAGGAGUUUGGUCCUUCCCCCACUCUUGCACGACAGUAUUCAGACUAAGCAUUGACAUUAUGGUAAGAGAGGAAAAAAAUAUACAUUUAUACAAAAAUAGACAAAUCCAAGGCUGUGAGGCGAACACUUAUCCACAUUUAGAUUCCACAAAACCAAAAUACAUGUUGAACACAGUGAAGUCUGAAUACAGUGACUUUUUGGAUAAUCUGUCUGUCCGUUGUGUGUGAGCCCCAAGCCCUGUUUUCCUGUGAAUAUACUUUGAAGCAGCCGUUCUGCUCACAUUAGCCACAACGUUUGGAGCAAAUAUGGCCGACUCAAGGUAAUUUAUUUUAUGCAUUUACUGUUUACUGAGCAAAUGCCUGACUGUGUACUUGGAUGUAUUCAGCAGCAUUGUCAACGGUAGUCCCCAUGUUUGCCGGAGAUCUUGCGCUCUAAGUAGAGGUUUUACUCUACCCCUCACUGCAAUUUGCACACUUCUCCGUGGACACUCAGAGGUCUGUGUUCUGGUCCCUGUAAAUGGAAACGUGCUCGGAACAUGUCUGCCUCCCUCGGCUGCUCCUGGCCCUCAGCACCAGCCCCCGGUGGUGCCCCCAGCCACUUGGGACAGAAGACGAAGGUGGAAUUUCAGACAGAGGCGUGGUUGAAUCUUUGGUGACAAGCUCGGACUAGCUGUUGCCCAGAUGUGAGCCCUUCCCAGAAUUGCCAGGAGGGCUUGGCAGGUACCACAGGCUUACCUCUGUCUGCUGAGGUCCAACCCGCAAGCUGGUGUGGCCAGAGUGGGGUGAGAGCACGUCAUCAGCCCGCAGAUGCCUUUCCUUCCGCCUUUUUUUUCUUCCUUAAUCCCAAACAACUCACUGAAGUGUCUCAAAGGAGCACGAGUUUACCAAAACGAAUCCUUCUUCAGUUAACUGAUCAAAUGGAUGAACUCUGGCCCUCUCAAAGUUUCCUCCCCCGAUUAGAGAAGGGAACUGGGUCUGAGUGUUAACUGCUGGGUUCACUGCAGCGUCUUACCCCAGAGGCAUGAGAAGAAGAAAACGCAACUGAUGGAACUGGGCUUGAUUCCAGCGGUCACCGUUUGACCACUGUGGCAGGAGGCUACCCUGCUUGGUGAGAGAGAUGGAAAUCAGAGCUGAAGGAAGAGUUAGGGGGCCAUGGAGACUUGACUGAGUCUGGUGUUCCAGGGAAACGAGAAGGAAGGGGUUGGUGGAGGGUUUGGUGCUACAGUGGGGAGAUUUGCAAAUGCUAACACAUUCCUGUAUGAGGCACAUCACCAUUUGUCAGUUAUUGUGAAUAUGUGUAUUUUAAGCAAUAAGAUUCAGCUGGUCAGACUUUUCUGGGCAGUCUCAGUGACGCAUUUCCUGUGCUGUGAUUGUUCUGAAGACAGAGUGGCUCUAACCACUGUGAGAAGCCCAAAUAAAAAAUCGAUCCCCCAAA
Molecule: messenger RNA, 6182 nt
Organism: Choloepus didactylus (southern two-toed sloth)
Lineage: Eukaryota; Metazoa; Chordata; Mammalia; Pilosa; Megalonychidae
Gene: WBP1L
Product: WW domain binding protein 1 like
Exons: 4
Coding region: 2294-3328 (344 amino acids)
Source: RefSeq, a predicted model, not a curated record